Triplophysa rosa is the source of this 1400-nucleotide messenger RNA. RefSeq names its product aerolysin-like protein. The transcript is spliced from 2 exons. The coding region runs from base 159 to 1100 and encodes 313 amino acids. The record is from RefSeq and is a predicted model, not a curated record. NCBI's taxonomy places the organism in Eukaryota, Metazoa, Chordata, Actinopteri, Cypriniformes, Nemacheilidae. Gene Ontology annotation, cellular component: extracellular region.
AAACAGGUUUUCUGAUUGACACUAAAUUGUGUGUAAUGUUGCUCAGCGUGAAGAUGAAGUCCAGCCUCAUGAGCUCUGUAUAUAAACAGCUGUCAGCUUCAACACAAACCACCAGAUGAGCAGCACACUACAGUCUUUCAUAUUAAAUACCUUAGAAAAUGGCAACAACUUUGCACCUAAUCGGUGGCAAUGAAGGUCAGGAGUUUUCCUUCACUGGUGAGAACAAUGGUUCCAGUUUACAGAGGAUGUGGGUUUGGGUGGGAGGAUCAGAGGUGAAGGCGGUCCGGGCCUGGCUUACAGACGGAAGAGAAGAAACUUUUGGAAAACCUGAAGGAUCAUAUCAAGAGUUUGUGUUUCAGCCCGGCGAGCUCAUCACCUCGAUGUCACUGUGGGGAAACGGAUAUGGGACGCGUUUCGGAGCCAUCAAAUUCAACACCAACCAUUCCAGAAGUUUCUUUGUGAAAAUGACGAGGUGGCGUUUGCAAACAGAAUGGACCAUCGACGUCGGCUCUGGAUUGUGUCUGGGCAUCGUGGGAAGAUGCGGCGAAGACAUCGACUGCAUGGGAUUUUUAUUUCUCAAUAAAGUUGAGUCAGUAAUUCUCACUAAUCUCAGCUAUCCAACUCUUGACCUGGUCAAACCAAACGUCGCACUAGAAGUGAUCCAAUCGAGCACUUACAAGAACGAAACCUCCGUCAGUCAAGAGCAAACCAUUGAAAGCUCAAAAAAAAUAACCCAAUCCUCCUCAUGGUCUACAAAAGAAAGCAUCACAAGCACAUUCUCCAUGGAGGUGAAGGCUGGGAUUCCAGAUAUCGUAGACGUUUCCACAGGAUUCAGUCUUGAGAUUGGGACAGAAAACACUUACAGUAAAGAAUACACGGAUGAAAGAACGGAAACACAAACGUUUAAGAUCGAUGUUCCAGCGAGGAAGAAGGUGGAUGUUCACAUCACGAUUGGCAGAUGUAGUUUUGAUCUCCCGUACAGCGGCACAGUGAUGGUCAUGUGUGAGAACGGUUCAGUGUUCACAUAUCAAACCAAAGGCAAAUACAAAGGUGUCAGUUACACCAAAAUAAGAGUUGACACCAAAGAACACAACCUUUAAUAUCAAGACAUAAAUUGAUUUCUACAUUUACUUGAACGUUUCUUAGUUGUUGGAGGCUGUUUGAUUUGUUUCUGUUUUGAUUUUGUUCAAGUUUAAAUGUUAAAGGCAGCAGUAUGUUAACUUCAAUAAUAAAUCACCUGUAUAACCACAAGAAAUGCCUUUAGGUCGGUGAUUGACCUCAUUAUGCAUUAAGUUCAAUGAUAUUUCACUUCACUGUAAAUGUGUUGUGCGGUGAGAAAACAUUCAGUGUUGUCAAGAGAAUGUUUCAGUUCCCAACAAAAAUAAACUGUUUUAACAUCA